AUGAAGUGGUUCUUGACAACAUUCGAUGGAAACUACCAAAAAUUGAAAGGGCUGUUUGAUGGUCAAUGCAAACAAUUUGAAAUUGGAAGAAAUCAACUUACAAGCUUCACUAGCAAGUCAGAGAUACAACUGAAUGAGGCAAAAACAGCUGUCUGUGCGUUGAAGGAAAUGUCCGAUCAAUUUGAACAAAAUAUUGAAAAGUUUACCCAAGAAUUCCGUGAUCGCAUGAAUCAAGAAUUGGAUUCUCUCAAAAAUGUUGCGACUGAACAUAAAAAUGAAUUCGGAAAGGCUAUUCACAACACAUUGUCGACAAUCAAUAAACAGGUUUGUUAA
Meloidogyne enterolobii is the source of this 333-nucleotide messenger RNA. The record is from the annotation of a GenBank genome assembly. NCBI's taxonomy places the organism in Eukaryota, Metazoa, Nematoda, Chromadorea, Rhabditida, Meloidogynidae.